AUGGAUGGUGGGCAAGCAGGAGCAGAAAUUGUCGCCGCUGAUAAGCCUGUUGUCACCAAAGGCAAAAGUCAAAAGGGUAGAGCCAGACAGUUAGCAGCUGGUGCUAAUGUUGAACAUCCUGUGAGUGAUGAAGACUUGGAGGAGGAGCUGGUAGCAGCAAAACCCCAGAGAAAAAAGGUCACCAAACCACUGGUGAGAGAUGCGAUCAAAGCAUUAAACGCUGGCGUCAUUAUCAAUGGAUCAACAAAGGCACGUGACACAGAUGUCCAGAAGAUUGAUAUUCCCAAAAAAAUUUCAUUUGCUGGACAUAUCCUGGGGUGGAUAUCAACUGUUCCCACAAUCGCCUCAAAGCCAUCCUCCAUGUCCAAGGCUGCCACGCACUCACGCAGUACUAGUACUGGUUCUGCUUUCUCUAAGCUCACAAGAGGGAGCACUAUCAGCAGCAAUGUUCCACCCCCAUCCACACCCAUCAGUAUUCCUUAUGCUGGGUCUACUUUCUUGAAUCUGUAUGCGUCUGACGCUGAUGAGGACGAGGAUGAGGAGCUGUUCACCAAACCUCUUUCUGGUUUCACAGGCAAAAAGGCUUUAACUGGGAGUCUGAUCAUAUGGAUAUUCAAAUUUGAUGUAGUUCCAACCAAAACUGCAGAUCACCCUGAUCCAAUUGAGGAUGCCAAGCACGCAGAAGUCCUCAGCAACAUCCACAACCAAAUUAUCUUCAUGAAUUCGGGUAUUGGCGACAUCACCCCUCCUCCACAGCUUGCCUUCCUAGGGGACUAUAAGUCCGAUUCUGAUGCCAGUCAUGAGCUACAGGCUGCAGAUUAUGACUCCGACCUUGUACCUCCACCCCUUGCCCAAAAACCCACUUCCCACUCUGCCUUCCCAGUGGAUUAUGAGUUGCUGGCUGCGAGCCAGAAGCGGAAACUGUCACCUCUUCUGAGCGAUGACGACUUAUUGUCGCUGUCAUCCGAUGAUGAAAUUGUAGAUGUCCAAAUCAUUCCAGUCUGA
Messenger RNA from Suillus paluster, 1005 nucleotides. RefSeq lists its product as uncharacterized. NCBI's taxonomy places the organism in Eukaryota, Fungi, Basidiomycota, Agaricomycetes, Boletales, Suillaceae. The transcript has 3 exons. Bases 1 to 1005 code for a protein of 334 amino acids. The record is from RefSeq and is a predicted model, not a curated record.